UAAAGGAAAUAAACAAGAACAUCUGGGUUACCUAGAUCAACGGUUGAAAUCAAACGGUUUAGAGGAUUAAACGGUGUAUGUAAAAAGUUUAAAAUAAGAUAAUACAAAAUUGAGAACGGCAUCCAAGCCUGAGCUGGGCCCCGUGGGUCUAACAAGGUGACAGGUUGCUCUCAAGUCUGUUCUCUCCCUCCUCUGCUCUUCAUAUAUUCUCUCCUACGUUUGCUGCCUUCUUCGUGAUUCCUCUCUCGUCUUCGACAAUCGGUGAACAUGGGAACCAACUUCAAACCAGUGAUAUUGUCACUGUUUACUGCCUCGUUGCUGUUUACCUUUGCAUACUCUGCGUCCAAUGAUGGGUUGGUUAGAAUUGGACUGAAAAAGAUGAAAUUGGAUCAAAACAGUCAAAUUGCUGCCCGGCUCGAGUUAAAGAAUGCAGAGGCUUUCAGAGCUUCUGUGAGGAAGUAUGGUCUCCGUGGUAAUCUGGCAGACUCUGGGGGUCCUGAUAUUGUGGCACUGAAGAAUUACUUGGAUGCUCAGUACUACGGCGAAAUUAGCGUUGGCACUCCUCCUCAGAAAUUCACUGUAAUCUUUGACACUGGUAGCUCCAAUUUGUGGGUGCCGUCAUCCAAGUGCUUUCUCUCUGUUGCUUGUUACUUCCAUUCUAAGUACAAGUCAAGCCAAUCAAGUACCUACAAGAAGAAUGGGAAAUCUGCUGAAAUUCACUAUGGUAGCGGAGCUGUUUCUGGUUUCUUUAGUUAUGAUAAUGUCAAUGUUGGUGACCUGGUUGUAAAAGAUCAGGAAUUUAUUGAGGCAACUUCAGAGCCUAGUGUCACAUUUUUGGUGGCCAAGUUUGAUGGCAUACUAGGGCUUGGGUUUCAAGAAAUUUCAGUUGGAAAUGCUGUGCCCGUCUGGUACAACAUGGUUAAACAAUGCCUUGUCAAGGAAUCAGUAUUUUCUUUUUGGCUUAACCGCAAUACAGAGGAAGAGGAAGGAGGUGAAAUUGUAUUUGGUGGUGUUGAUCCAAAUCAUUACAAGGGCAAGCACACAUAUGUUCCUGUGACACAGAAAGGCUAUUGGCAGUUUGACAUGGGUGAUAUUCUCAUCGGUGAUAAACCGACUGGGUAUUGUACUGGCAGUUGCUCAGCAAUUGCAGACUCUGGAACUUCCUUGUUGGCGGGCCCAAUGACAGUGGUUACCAUGAUAAAUCAAGCGAUUGGAGCCACUGGAGUAGUUAGCCAGGAAUGUAAGGCUGUUGUUGCUCGGUAUGGACAAACCAUAAUGGAUUUGCUUCUAGCUGAGGCUCAACCAAAGAAAAUCUGCUCACAAAUUGGAUUGUGCACAUUCGAUGGGACCCAUGGUGUUAGCAUUGGCAUCCAGAGUGUAGUGGAUGAGAACAAUGAUAAAUCAUAUGGUAUUGCUGGUAAUGCUAUGUGCUCUGCCUGUGAGAUGACAGUUGUUUGGAUGCAGAACCAGCUGAGACAGAAUCAGACACAAGAUCGUAUACUGAACUAUAUCAAUGAGCUCUGUGAUCGAAUUCCAAACCCAAUGGGACAAUCAGCAGUCGACUGUGGAAGUCUCUCUUCAAUGCCUACUGUUUCCUUCACUAUAGGAGGAAAAAUUUUUAAUCUUACCCCAGAGGAGUACAUCCUCAAGGUGGGCGCGGGUUCAGCAGCUCAGUGCAUCAGUGGCUUUACUGCUUUGGAUGUGCCGCCUCCUCGUGGACCUCUUUGGAUCUUGGGAGAUAUUUUCAUGGGUCGAUACCAUACUGUUUUCGACUAUGGCAAUCUGCGAGUUGGAUUUGCAGAAGCAGCAUAAAUGGAUCUACUUUGGGGUAUCCCUCAAAUUAGAUACUCCAUUUCUAUCUGCUACUACGUACCUUCAAAGUGGAAUUACUAGUGCAUUAUAGAGGGUGGUAGACCCCAGCUUAAAACCAAUAGUAGUUUACUUGUAAAUAUUUGUGCGUUGGGUUGAAAAGUGAAUGUUAGUUCAAGAAAUGAUGAGCUUCAAACUUUAUUUUAAGAGUAUCUUGCACCUACAGUGUAUCAUUGGCUAGAUAAGCUAGGGUUCGGUUUGUUCAAGGACGAUCAUGCAUCACCAUGUAAUAAAUUUUGAACAUGUUUUAUUCACUAA
Molecule: messenger RNA, 2127 nt
Organism: Hevea brasiliensis (rubber tree)
Lineage: Eukaryota; Viridiplantae; Streptophyta; Magnoliopsida; Malpighiales; Euphorbiaceae
Product: aspartic proteinase
Exons: 14
Coding region: 268-1812 (514 amino acids)
Biological process (GO): lipid metabolic process; proteolysis
Molecular function (GO): aspartic-type endopeptidase activity
Source: RefSeq, a predicted model, not a curated record